AUGAACGGCAACACGGCAAAACAGAUGCUCUUGCGGGUUGAACCACAACUCGCUUUGCCUACCGUGUUGCACGUAAAAAAGGGGAUGUCGGCGACUGAUUCCAAAGAAUCUUCAAACGGGGACAGUUCUUCUCACUUAAAGGCCCGCUGUUCUGUAGAGUAUAUCUUGUAUAGUGUCUUUAUGGUAGGUACUGUCUCUUACGGCUUUGGUGUCUUGUCGGAAGCCUCGCGGUUGUAUGCUAAGCAGCUUAACGUUCAACCACCACGAUGGAAAUGGUUGUCGCGGCCACCUUUCAAUUCAGUUGGUUACAACAAUCGAGGUGACGGCCAAUGGGCAGUCCUGGACCGAUGGCUGUGGCUUCUGCUCCCGUUCUACGCCUGUUUUGUAAUUGGGUCUUGUGUGGUUCGACAGGCAUUUUUGUAG
Messenger RNA from Trypanosoma rangeli, 423 nucleotides. RefSeq names its product glycerol uptake protein. The record is from RefSeq and is a predicted model, not a curated record. Lineage: Eukaryota; Euglenozoa; Kinetoplastea; Trypanosomatida; Trypanosomatidae. The coding region runs from base 1 to 423 and encodes 140 amino acids. The transcript has a single exon.